GACGGGGAGAGGGGCAGCAAUGCCCUCAGUGUGAGGCUGUGCAGGCACAGCUCCCUCCUCCCGCGGGCAGAAUGGAGAAGGAUCCCGCCACCCACAGGAGGCACCGGCCGGGCCCCGGGGCCCUGCCCUCGGGAGUGGCCCCUGGACAUCUCAAGGCAGCCAGCGAUGGGGCCGAGCUCCAGAGAAGCCGGAGCAUGGGCGGCUUGCACCAGAAGGGGGACCCCCCCAGCCGCAUCAGGAAGCUGCGCAGGGAGCCCGAGUCUGAAGACCAGGGGCAAGACCCAAGGAGGGAUGCAGAUGACACCAUCUGUCAGGUGAACCUCGAGGAAGACAGGAAGGAGAAGGCUCAGGAUGCCCUGGGAGGCCUGGCCCAGGAGUGUGGGAAGACAGAGUCUGAGGUCGAGAAGAGCGACUCCGAGGCCAGCUCCAAGGAGGAGCAGGCAGGGGCGUGUGCAGGCAGCUGCGCCCUGGAGGCUGAGGAACAAAAGCUGGAGUCCAUGAAACUGAACAACCUUCUGGAAAAAGAGAAACCAUCUGCAUUCGUGGAGAUUGACCUGGGAGAUCAUGCCGAGGAGGUGGCCACCUGUGCUGUGAGAGAAGAGAAGUGGGGCGAGAUGGACAUAGGAGAUUUGUCAGAAGAUGAGACCAGGACCAGCUGGGUAUGCUGUAUCCCGUACCCCACCAAGAGGAAGGCGAAGGGGUGCACCGCCACCCUGGAGAAGGUACUCAGCGCCCAGGGCGGGGCGGGCGGGAGAGCACGGGUGGUCACACCUCCUGUGCCCGCCCAGGUUCCCUCUGACCAGGUGCCCAGGGAGUCUCUCGGGAUUGGCCAGAGCUGAAGCAAUGAGGGGCAGGUGAAGCUGGGAUGCCAGAGACCCCGACCAACCUGAGAGCGCAGCCCUGAGGACCACCGGGCCACGUCCUGGCCCCUGGGGCGUGAUAUCACCUUUCACAAGACAGAUCCUAGGAAACCACCAUCCAAGAGCGGCGGCUGCACUGGACUCGACGCCACCACAGAAUUCACACUCCUCCACGGCUUAUUCAUUAAAAGACGGCCAGGAUAUGCCUGGUUGCUGGAGCUCAGAUACGAUUCCGCAUCGAGCCCAUGGGGCCAGGCUCUGCCUGAGCUUCACCGUGGGGCCCAAAGCAAAUCCCCACGUGCCUUGCACAAAGCAAGAAGCAGAAGCAAAACCCUCAAAGAAGGACAUCAGCCCCCCAGUGCCUAGCCCCAGGGAUGUGGGGACACAAAGGGCCAAGGGAGAACAGGGGUCUGCGGGCCAGGCUGGGCAGGGGUCUGCAGGGUAGAGGGUCUUCUCUCUGGGAUGGGAGUUGCCAGGAGUCACGUCCAAAGGGACACACUGGGGACAGAGACCUCCUGCCCCCCUCCUCCCCCCACCUAAGGCUCCCCUGGUACUCAGAACUCAGCAUGGGGACACCCUGGGCGACAGGGGCAGAAAGACUGCUGGGCUGUGGAAGCCUCUGGAAGGGCUGAUCCAGACUGUGUCUCAGGGUCUUUUCCUGCACUGUGCGGGCCUAAUCUCAGGACACCUGGGGCUUAGUCCACUGAUUGGGGCCCUCUGAAGGGUAGGAGAGUGUCCUGUGGAGGGCAGGGGCCAGCCGCCCAGGACCACUGGAUUCACUCAUCCAGUGUGGCUCUGACAAA
Sciurus carolinensis (gray squirrel) is the source of this 1663-nucleotide messenger RNA. RefSeq names its product chromosome 5 C13orf46 homolog (gene C5H13orf46). The coding region runs from base 72 to 839 and encodes 255 amino acids. The record is from RefSeq and is a predicted model, not a curated record. Lineage: Eukaryota; Metazoa; Chordata; Mammalia; Rodentia; Sciuridae. The transcript has 8 exons.